Messenger RNA from Toxoplasma gondii ME49, 3053 nucleotides. RefSeq lists its product as hypothetical. Bases 537 to 1280 code for a protein of 247 amino acids. The transcript is spliced from 4 exons. The record is from RefSeq and is a predicted model, not a curated record. NCBI's taxonomy places the organism in Eukaryota, Apicomplexa, Conoidasida, Eucoccidiorida, Sarcocystidae.
AUUCAUGACAGUCGAAACACCACACCUUUAACACUACCCUUCGUGACUUCAGCAGUCAUCGAACAGCUGAGCAACAAAAUAGCGGAAGGGCAGAGCGACCGUUUUUCGUGCGGACGGUGUCUCUUUCGAAAACUACAACAGUCACUCGCUGCCGCUGCUGCCUCGUCUGCCACGCCCCCCGGGGGACCCCGCGUGCCGGUCGAGUUGAAAACGGGCUGUCGGACGACUGUGCGGUUAUUGUCUUUUAUCCCGCUUCAUUCGUCUUCCGCUAGCUUAGCAACGUCCCAGGGUCGGGUGCGCCACAAAUAUGUUAUUCUCACUCCUGUAUAGCAACCGUUGACGGGAAUAUCACCCCCUAUUAUCUGCUUUCACGGAUACUUUCUUCUCCGUGUUCCCCUUGCGUUGUUCUGUUUUCGAACUUUCGCGGUUUUGUCCCCUUGGUCACAAUCCUCGGAGCGUGUCGGUGACGUUGUAUAGCGUUUUGCGUACUCAUCCCUUUCGACCACUGGUGACUUCUUCCCUUCCGUGCUAACAGCAUGGACGUGCAACGCGAAUUUUCCUCCGACGCGAUCUCCGACCAUUUUGAAGGCAGUGAAGAGAUGAUGGCGCAGCAAGAGGCGUCGGCCGAGACCAUGCUCGAUGUCAGAUCAAAUGAGAUUGAAGGCUACGAAGUGCCGAUCAACGAUUGUCAAUACGACAUCAGCAUGGACCAAGUUCGGACGGAUGAGCAAACGACAGCAGAGGACUCUGCGCUUGGUCUGACGACCAAAGCAGCCUUGGAGGUCACACACAGACCAAGCACAACAGAGGAUGAAUCUUUGGAGAAGAACGAGGAGCAUGACGAUUCUUACGCCGUCACCCCCGCUCCGCCUACGCUGGCUGAACUGCUGGAGGCGGGCAUGCAAGCCUUCGAUUUCGCGAAGUUCUUCAGCUCUAGAAAGUCUCCCGCCUUCCCUCCAAAUCUGCAACCCGUCCAGCUGCCGGAUGGUGGUCUUGUUGAAAUCUUCCGGUUGCCGUCUUUUAACGUCGGCGUGUCUCAAAAUAUGCCAGUGACACAGUUCAACGCGCCCGUACUUGACACGGGUUUAAGCCCAGUUCUUCAAUAUCGUGGACUGCCCCCGUGUAUCUCUUCUCGAAAAAAUAUUGUCUUUCAUCAUGUUGGCGGAUCUAAUGAGGAGGUAUGGGGCGCUUCACAAGUCCAACCGACGGUGAAGAAAUCGGGUUGGCCUGUGCCCAGUUGGGAACCCAAUGCGCGCCUAAUCAAAACCGGUAUGGCUUAAGAUGGCAAAUGUGGUCCGGUAACACAUGAGGCUGUGUGUGCGUUCGCGCAUCUGUCUGAUAUCCGAUGCUCAUCUUUGUGGAGCUGAGUGCUACUGCGAUGUUGCAAAGGUCAUGCGGUGUGACUCGUAACAGAAGGUCUUGGUGUGGCGGGGAGUAGUUCACCGCAUCUGCCUUCGCGACAUAUUCUGUGUUUCUCUCGGAUGCCACUGCCGUCUAGGUCCAGUCGUACUUAAAUUGGAGGGCGGCUGGUUGAUGGUCUUCUGUAAUCUUGAAAUGUUAUGUUGACAGUGUGUGAGUAUGUUGUAAUUGGGGGGACAGCUUUGGGUGGUGGCCGAGGGCAGCACGCAGUCUCUUACUUUGUUGAAGUUAGGGCUGCUCGAAAACAGCGACCCCUGUUACACAACACACACUCGGACUGUGAAUCGUUGAGCAUCGUUUAGAUCCUCAAUGUAGGGAAAGCAUCAGGACUGUAAGCUGUGGUGCAAAUAUGGCACUGUUCCGAGACAAGCUGUCUUCGGGAUUCAUGUCACAGGAUUCAUCUUUUCGGGCACUGGAAUAGGAGCGGACACAGAGUGACCGGUAUAGUGGCAAGACAGGAAAUUGGAACGUUGUGAACCAUUAUAUUCUUCCGUAAUGCACAAUAUUCUAACGAGUCUUUACCCUGCUUGGUACACAUACCUCCAUGUUUUUACUACCGCUUUCUUGGAGACAGCCAGACGAAAGAGUCGCCCAGUUGCCAGGGGAUGAAGUGAAAUGACGGCGAUAUACAGCUAAAUACACUGCCAGAUAACCUGCGGAAAGCGAGAUUAACUGUAGUCACACAAAAGGUGACGUGCCCUUGUGGUGGAUCGACAUCCUCGUGAGAGGCCCGCGGCAGCAGAGAAAACAGGUGGAAAGUGCUCGACGGACACAUUAAAUGCGGUGAAUGCCAUCCAAAAAAAAAUUAGAGGGAUGGUGGACAGUGCGAAGCCUUUCCUCACUGCAUGUGUGAAACGAAAGGGAUGCCUUGACGCCCGCAUGCACUUGUUUUCUGGGCGAUGACCGUGACUACCCAGGCAGGGGGCAAAAUAGUGCUUUUUCGUCAAUGAACUUCAUCGUUCAGAAUCUGCUACAGUAUCCUGGUAGUUAAUAACUUCAGCAUCAAGAGUCCAGCUCCUCCCGCGGUGCUACAUACCAGAAAAGGAGAGUUCGAAAACGUUCUUCUCUAGAGGAGGGAACAGAUACGAGUACGAAAGAGGGAAAAAAACUCUGCUCUGGAGUCACUGAAUGCCUCAGCGUGCGAAACGCGGAGAUGCGGGUACCCACGCGUUUUUCCUCGCAAUCGUUUCUUUUAGUGAAGGAGUUGUGAGCUCUGUGGCCAGUCACAGCUCGAGAGAAGUCGAUUCUUCUUUGGUCUGUGAUGACUGGUGCUCCCUAGCAGAUGUCUUCGCCAACCAAUCAUCUUCAGUGUUCGUCUCCGAAAAUCGACUAUCAAUGCAGCUGUUCUAACCUGUCAACGGUAGCAGUGCAGAGACACUACUAGCGUGUUCGGGGGGAAGAUUCACCGCUUCGAGGGCCUGUUGACGCCCCGUCUUCUGCUGGAAGCUCUGAAGUUUCAUGCUUAGGUCCUCAAUUUGGCGUCCAGUGGUUGUGCAUGGACAAUCUGAUACUGCUGUGGUCCUUGAAAAAUCGGCAUAUCCAGGCCUGGGUCGUUGUUCGGCACCUGUAGCCAUGAGUUGAGAAUACAACGUCUGUACCUUCCUGAUAGAACCAACACAUCCGACAAAAUCGCC